AAUUUGUACGAUAAUAAAAAAAAUCCCCGCGUUUUGCUCAUUUGAACAAGCGUCAGUUUUCUGCGUAUACUAUGAUUGAAUCAUCCUAGAACAACCACAGUGAUGGGGAAACAGCGACUCUCUCUAGCGUUCAAUGCUUGUACUUCUAUUAUAGUACUAGUCAAAGCCCAUUCCCUGAUAGUGUCACUAGAAACCAGUGCUGUUUCUUCUAAUUUCCAUUCGCAACCGCUUUAUGAGAUAAUAAAAAUAGCAGCUGCAGCUAUUUAAAUGGAUUUACUGAACCAUAGGUAAAAUUAGGAGAACUCUCUUCAUUCAUAAACUUUUACUGUCUUGCUUCGUGUGUGUAGUUUUAAUAGAUAGCAGAUACACUGAGCACAUCAGGCACUUGAAGUUUCAAUAAAUUAGUAUCCAUUUCAUCGGAUUUCACUCAGUACGAUUCCCAACGGAAGCCACAGACAAAAGGGCCAUAAGGGUCGACGAAUCGGUCCAGUUGCUGAAUUUAAUUUUCCGGAGAAAUCCUUUCUUGAACGUUUUUGUUCGUACGCGUGUAAUAGUGAGUGAAGAAUCGUUUUAAAUUCACCUCUAAUGAUUUGUGCAGACGAAAAAACGUUUCGACUGAAUGGUUGCGGAAAUUCUCGCACAAUGCUCCUUCCACUUCUGCUGAUGGUGGUCACGGUGGUGGUGGCAUCCUCGUUGACCACAACAGCAGCCUCUGAAGCUAAACCGCGGUCAAACGCGGUCCUCGAUACUUCUUCACAACCGCUGAAACGCAUUGUUGGAGGAUCUUCCGCUAAAGCCAACCAGUUUCCCUAUCAGGUGGCUCUUCUUCGGCAGGGGACUUUCGCCUGUGGUGGUUCUCUGAUCACCAGCAAGUGGGUUCUCACGGCGGCGCAUUGUGUAAUAAGUGGAUAUCUAGUAGUGCAACCAUCACAGAUGGAAGUGUUAGCUGGCACAGUUAACCUUAACAGCGGUGGAGUGCGUCGCAGCGUUCGCAGGAUCAUCCCUUACGAGAGCUAUGGAUUCCCUCGAAACGAUAUAGCCGUAAUGGAAUUGCAACAAGCAUUCCAAAUGAGUAGCUCAAUUUCAGCGAUUGCUCUGCGCAGGACGGCGGUUCCCAGCGGCAGCACUGUAACAAUAACCGGCUGGGGUCAAUUGCACGCCAACGGACCACUUCCAAACGUACUGCAGUAUAAUCGGGCAAAGGUUGUAUCGAAACUUGCCUGUGCUCGGGAAUAUGGAAUAAACUUUGGAUUAAUUUGCUUGAGUUCUUCAGUCAAUAAUGGCGUUUGCUUUGGUGAUUCUGGUGGUCCAGCAGCUUACAACAAUCAGCUAGUGGGUGUGGCUAGCUUCGUCUCCUAUAUGGGAUGUGGAACAUCAAUUCCGGAUGGUUACGCACAGGUUUCUGAUUUUGUUCAAUGGAUUGAAUCAAAGAUCAAUACGAAAAAAAUGUUUCGACUGAAUGGUUGCGGAAAGUCUCACACGAUGCUCCAACCACUUCUGCUGAUGGUGGUCACGGUGGCGGCAUCCUCGUUGACCAUGACCAUAGUUGCCACCUUAGAAGCUAAACCGCGGUCAAACGCGGUCUUCGACACCUCUUCACCACCGGUGAAUCGCAUUGUUGGAGGAGCUUCCGCCAGUGCCAACCUGUUUCCGUAUCAGGUGGCUCUUUUUCGUCAGGGGACGUUCUUCUGUGGUGGGUCUCUAAUCACUGCCAAGUGGGUUCUUACAGCGGCGCAUUGUGUUACAAGUGGAUAUCAAGUAGUGCAUCCGUCACUGAUGGUAGUGCUAGCUGGAACAGUUUACUUGACCAGCGGUGGCGUACUUCGCACGGUUCGCAGGAUUAUCCCUCACGAGGGGUACGGAAACCAUCAAAACGAUAUAGCAGUCAUGGAAUUGCAGCAAGCAUACCAAAUGGGUAGUUCAAUUUCUACGAUUGCCCUGCGGAGGACGGAGGUUCCCACUGGCAGCAAUGUAAUAAUAUCCGGCUGGGGUCGACUGUACACCGGCGGACCAAAUCCAAUCGUACUGCAGUACAACUGGGCAACAACCUUGCCGAAGUUUGCCUGUGCUCGGGAAACCGGAAUUAUCUUUGGAAUACUUUGUUUGACAUCUUCUGUCAAUAAUGGUGCUUGCAAUGGCGACUCUGGUGGUCCAGCGGUUUACAACAAUCAGCUGGUGGGUGUGGCUAGCUUUAGGUCAACUCAGGGAUGUGGAUCAUUAAGUCCGGAUGGUUACGCCCAGGUUUCUGAUUAUGUUCAAUGGAUUGAAUCGAGAAUCAAUUAAAUUGAGAAUGAAAGCUGCAUGAAAAAAAAAAAACAGCUGUAGAAGACGAGCGAAGGAAUGUGAUAAGUUAUUACAUAUACACUGUAGUGCAUAAUUGAUCGGACAAAUCGCCUCCUUAAUGCUAGAACUAGGUUACUCGUUUUGGAAAGUGCGGGUAAAAAUGACUGGUAAAAAUUAUUAAAGCAUACAGAGUACAGAAAAAAUACAGAUUUUUUGACCUUGAUACAGAUUUUUCCUCCACAUAUUUUUUUUCUCAUACAUUCAUGCUAGAUGGAGAAUAAAGUACUAUAA
Molecule: messenger RNA, 2574 nt
Organism: Aedes albopictus (Asian tiger mosquito)
Lineage: Eukaryota; Metazoa; Arthropoda; Insecta; Diptera; Culicidae
Product: testisin
Exons: 6
Coding region: 586-2283 (565 amino acids)
Biological process (GO): proteolysis
Molecular function (GO): serine-type endopeptidase activity
Source: RefSeq, a predicted model, not a curated record